Messenger RNA from Lucilia cuprina (Australian sheep blowfly), 315 nucleotides. Its product is annotated as attacin-C-like. The coding region runs from base 58 to 315 and encodes 85 amino acids. Gene Ontology annotation, cellular component: extracellular region. The transcript has a single exon. Lineage: Eukaryota; Metazoa; Arthropoda; Insecta; Diptera; Calliphoridae. The record is from RefSeq and is a predicted model, not a curated record.
ACAAGACAAUAAUUCAGUUUUAGCUUUCCCAACAAAAAGUACAAAAAUAUCAACAAAAUGAAAUCGUUUAUUUUAACAAUCGUCUCUGUAGCCCUUUUGGGUGUUUUAACAGAAGCUUAUCCACAACGAGUGUAUUAUCAAAAAUUGCCAUAUUAUCCACCUCCCACCCAACCACCACGCCCUAUACGAGUUCGUAGAGAUUUGGGUGGUCAAAUAUCAACAAAUCCAGCUGGUGGCAAUAAUGCUAAAGUAGAUUUUACUCAGGGAAUUGGCACGCCAGAACACAAUCUCAUAGGACAAGCUUUUGUGUCUUAA